Messenger RNA from Darwinula stevensoni, 345 nucleotides. The record is from the annotation of a GenBank genome assembly. NCBI's taxonomy places the organism in Eukaryota, Metazoa, Arthropoda, Ostracoda, Podocopida, Darwinulidae.
UUUCCAGCCAAGUUGGACGGGGUGAAGACGUACAUGCGCCUCCGCCGGGUGCCGAACCACCUGCAGGGGAAGGUGGUCCGGUGGUUCGACUACCUCUGGCUCACCCACAAGUCGUCGGACGAGGAGCGAGCCGUCAGUUGCCUUCCAGACAAGUUGAAGGCGGAAAUCGCGAUCCACGUCCACCUGGACACGCUGAAGCGGGUGGAGAUCUUCCAGAACACAGAGGCCGGGUUCCUCUGCGAGCUCGUCCUGCGCCUUCGACCCGUCCUCUUCUCGCCGGGCGACUACAUCUGUCGCAAAGGUCGGUCGGCCUGCGACGAGGCAUUUAAAUCGUCUCAUGAAUAA